Molecule: messenger RNA, 4095 nt
Organism: Cebus imitator (Panamanian white-faced capuchin)
Lineage: Eukaryota; Metazoa; Chordata; Mammalia; Primates; Cebidae
Gene: ST7
Product: suppression of tumorigenicity 7
Exons: 15
Coding region: 929-2617 (562 amino acids)
Source: RefSeq, a predicted model, not a curated record
AAUAAAAUAAAGAUUUUAUUCAGCACAGGCAAAACAAAAACAACAAAACAAAAAAAUGUUUCAAAUGGACUUUUUGUUAAAGGUGUCCAGUUCAGUCAGCCUCAAUUACCCCAGAGAAUUGUUUAUAUUAAAAACCAGCUGAGAAUAGUUUGACUUGUAAUAAUCACCUGGAGGAUAUUCAAGCUUGUCAAGAUUACUAUGGAAAAUCCCUGUGCUGCUUCAAAGAGACAGAACAAAGCUAAAUAGCAUCUGCCACCCAAAUCUUGCUGAAUAGAGUGAUUUAUCUGCAGGCCAGCUAGCUGGCGACGGGAGCGCACCUCCUCCCUUUUCCUAGCUGUCCCGAGUUUAUUCAUUCCUUGAGUCUGAAUCCUGAGUGUAGGGUUUAAGACGUCGGGCCCCAGAAUACAUCACUGCACUUGAAUUUUGGCUCCACCUUAAGGUAAACUACGCAGCUGUUUUGAGCCUCAGUUUCCCCGCCUAUGGAAAGAGGAUCGUAGGGGGUAUUGUCGCAGGGGUUAAAUGAGACUGCACGGAGCCUGGAGCUGUGCCCGGCGUGUGGUAAACACUCAACCUAUGCGGGCUGUAACUGCCUGAGGAGGUUCCUUCGGCGCGCCACUUGGCCUUGUCUUUCUAAAUAUUAGCAUAAUAAAUAUAAAUGGACCCAGAACGCGAGGGGGCAGGGGCCACGUGAUCGCUCCACGAAAGCCACUUGUAGGGGCCUUUAGAGAGUUAGCAAUAAGGCUGGAGAAGGAAAAGCCGGCACGCCCGCAGCCCGCGCGAUUUCCCGCCGCGCCCGCGUCCCUAGCGGGAGGGCUCCGGGGGCGCCCGGGCCGCGGCGGCGGCGGCGGCGGCGCGAGCUGCGCCUCAGGGCCGGUGAAUCAUCCCGGCAGACACCGAGAGCCGCGGCAGCAGAGAGCAGCGCCGAAACAUGGCUGAAGCGGGCACGGGCUUUCUGGAGCAGCUCAAGUCCUGCAUAGUUUGGUCUUGGACGUAUUUGUGGACCGUGUGGUUCUUCAUCGUGCUCUUCCUGGUCUACAUCCUGCGAGUGCCUUUGAAAAUCAACGACAAUUUGAGCACAGUGAGCAUGUUUUUGAACACAUUAACGCCGAAGUUCUACGUGGCCCUGACAGGCACUUCCUCACUAAUAUCAGGGCUUAUUUUGAUAUUUGAAUGGUGGUAUUUUCGCAAGUAUGGAACUUCAUUCAUUGAACAAGUCUCAGUAAGCCACUUGCGCCCCCUUCUGGGAGGGGUUGACAACAACUCUUCCAACAAUUCUAAUUCCAGUAAUGGGGACUCAGAUUCCAAUAGGCAAAGUGUCUCAGAAUGCAAAGUAUGGCGAAAUCCACUAAAUUUAUUUAGGGGUGCUGAAUAUAAUCGGUAUACUUGGGUGACAGGACGAGAGCCUCUUACUUACUAUGACAUGAAUCUCUCUGCCCAGGACCACCAGACAUUCUUUACUUGUGACUCGGACCAUCUGCGUCCCGCAGAUGCAAUAAUGCAGAAAGCCUGGAGAGAGAGAAACCCCCAAGCUAGGAUUUCUGCAGCUCAUGAAGCCUUGGAGAUAAAUGAGUGUGCAACUGCUUAUAUUCUGUUGGCUGAAGAGGAAGCAACAACCAUCGCUGAAGCAGAAAAACUAUUUAAGCAGGCCCUGAAGGCUGGAGAUGGCUGUUACCGACGUUCUCAGCAGCUACAGCAUCAUGGAUCCCAGUAUGAAGCCCAACAUAGACGAGACACCAAUGUCUUGGUGUACAUCAAAAGAAGGCUAGCAAUGUGUGCCAGAAGACUCGGGAGGACCAGGGAAGCAGUGAAAAUGAUGAGAGAUUUAAUGAAGGAGUUCCCUCUUCUGAGCAUGUUCAAUAUCCACGAGAACCUUUUAGAAGCCCUUCUGGAACUACAAGCAUAUGCUGAUGUUCAGGCAGUCUUAGCAAAGUAUGAUGAUAUAAGCUUACCAAAGUCAGCAACAAUAUGCUACACAGCUGCUUUGCUCAAAGCAAGGGCUGUUUCCGACAAAUUCUCUCCUGAGGCUGCAUCUCGGCGGGGGCUGAGCACAGCAGAGAUGAAUGCGGUAGAGGCCAUUCAUAGAGCUGUGGAAUUCAAUCCUCAUGUGCCAAAAUACCUACUAGAAAUGAAAAGUUUAAUCCUACCCCCAGAACACAUCCUGAAGAGAGGAGACAGUGAAGCAAUAGCAUAUGCAUUCUUUCAUCUUGCACACUGGAAGAGGGUAGAAGGGGCUUUGAAUCUUUUGCAUUGUACAUGGGAAGGCACUUUCCGGAUGAUCCCUUAUCCCUUGGAAAAGGGGCACCUAUUUUAUCCUUACCCAAUCUGUACAGAAACAGCAGACCGAGAGCUGCUUCCAUCUUUCCAUGAAGUCUCAGUUUACCCAAAGAAGGAGCUUCCCUUCUUUAUUCUCUUUACUGCUGGAUUAUGUUCAUUCACAGCCAUGCUGGCCCUCCUGACACAUCAGUUCCCGGAACUUAUGGGGGUCUUCGCAAAAGCUAUGAUUGACAUUUUCUGCUCGGCAGAGUUCAGGGACUGGAAUUGCAAGAGUAUUUUCAUGCGUGUUGAAGAUGAACUGGAAAUCCCUCCGGCACCUCAAUCUCUACAUUUCCAAAACUGAACUCAUCACCCCUCUUCCCCCACCACCAAAACUGCUCCUCCUCCUGUAUUCCUGACCUCCGCCAUCCACCCCGUUGCUCAAGCCAGAAACUCGGCAGCCCUCCCAAAUUCUACCCUCUCUCACUCCCCACAUCCCAUCUGUCUUGGCCUUCGCAAUCUGUCAGUUCUAACCUCCUAAGCAACUAGGCCUUCAGUAAAUGUUAUUCACCUCUUCUUUCCCUCCUUCUUUUCCCAAAGCAUCCCUCUUAGUCUAGGUCCUUGUUAUUUCUUGCCUGAACUCCUGCCAUAGUCUUAACUGGUCUCCUUGCUUCCAGUCUUAUCCUCCACCAACCUUUCUUUUAUACUGACAGAAGAAUGGUCUUUCUGACUUGCACUUCUGAGCAUGUCACUUCCCUGCUUGAAUUUCUCCAGUGGCUUCCCGGUCACUUCAGCAUCAAUUCCCAGUUGUUCAGCAUGGCAUCUAAGGCUCUUUAUUAUCUGACCCUUGCUUACCCCUCAGCCUCAGCUCUCCCAGCUCUUGCACAGUCACUGCUCUUCAGUCAUAAUGAAUCACUCACCAUUCCCACACGUACCAGGCUCCUGCACACCUCUGUGCCUUUGCACAUGCUGUUUGCUGUGCAUGGAAUGCGCUUCAUUGUCACCACCCUACUCGUCCACUCUACUAAUGCCUCUUCGUUCUUUCGUACUCAGCUUUCAUUAAAGUGCUUCUAAGCUGAGUUAGGCGUCUCUCCUCCAUGAGCCCACAGUAUUCCAUGAAUACAUAUAUUCUCACAUUGAUUGUACUGUGUUAUAAUUGUGGAAAACUUGUCUGUCCCCAUUUAGAAUGUGAGCUCCUUGAGAGCAGGAUGCUGUCUUCCUUAUCUCUGUAACCCCAAGGCUUUGCACAGUGCCUUGCAUAUAGUAGGUUUUCAAUAAAUGAUUAUUAAAUAAAUAAAUAAAUGGCAGUGGUCUCUGCAGAAAGAGUCAGUGGAAAAAUCAGAGACAGCUUAGCAUUGUAUUUUCUCUUCUUUAUACUUAUAGCCUCUUAGAGUUGAAAUGGACCUGAAGCAAAUUGCCUUUAAUAGCAGUCUUCAGUGGAAGUCACCUAGACUCAUGUUGAAUACUUUCAGUGAUGGGGUACUUACAUAUUUAUAAACAUUAAAGCCUAUUUCAUUAUUGGAUUACUCAGAACUUUGCCUUAUACUGUGAAAAUCUGCCUCCCUUUAGUUUCCACUUAUUCCUGUUCUGUACUUUGAGUGUACACCAAACAGCCCUCCUUCUCUUGCGAAUUCUUAGGACACUCAUUCAUUCAUGGCCACCUCUAACCGACUACCUGAUUUUUCCUCCAGGUAGAAUAUCUUACAUUUCCUUAAGUCUUCUGUGCAUGACAUGAUUUCUACACCCAUUAUCACCCAUAUUGCUGCCUUGAAUGUUCCUUAGUUUAUGGGCCUGGACUAUUUAUUAAUUUCUUCUACUCCCUAGCCAAUCUCUGAGUAAAAG